AUGAGCACCGUCUUCCGAGCAAUAAACAGGCGCACAGGAGAGCCUGUUGCCAUCAAGGUGUGCAAGAAGCCCGAGGACGACGACAAGUUGGCAAUGCUCGAAAUGGAGGUCAUGAUCCAUGCGGAGCUGAGACACCCGAACGUACUCGGGCUACUCGGCAACUUCGAGCGAGACGACGCCGUGAUUCUAGUGCUCGAGUACGCUUCGGGUGGAUCACUGCAGAAGCACCUCCGCAGGAAAGGGCGCUUCGACGAGCUGUCGGCAUCUUUGAUCAUACAGCAGACGGCGAGCGCCCUCGAGUAUUGCCACAGCAAGAGAAUUGUCCACCGGGAUGUGAAGCCGGCGAACAUCCUGGUCACCGGCAAUGGUGUUGUAAAGCUAGCCGAUUUCGGCAUAAGCGACAUUGUAAUCCCCGGCACGUACGUUUUUCUCCUUCAGUCACAGUGCAAGUAA
Cooperia oncophora is the source of this 453-nucleotide messenger RNA. NCBI's taxonomy places the organism in Eukaryota, Metazoa, Nematoda, Chromadorea, Rhabditida, Trichostrongylidae. The record is from the annotation of a GenBank genome assembly.